Messenger RNA from Echinostoma caproni, 1308 nucleotides. The record is from the annotation of a GenBank genome assembly. Lineage: Eukaryota; Metazoa; Platyhelminthes; Trematoda; Plagiorchiida; Echinostomatidae.
AUGAUACACGAUAACGGAUGUCGAGCUCCGCCUUGGCGACAAAUGCACGGUGACAUAGCUUACUUUUCUGCAAGGAUUCGUGGCACAUCCACCGAUAUUUCGGUAACCGCGGCAACCUAUGGAUGGUUUGUUAACGGGGGCUAUAAUGACAAAACUGGCCAGAUGAAUUUUGAGAAGACCGGCGAUGUCUAUCGUGAUCUGAUCGCAUUGCUACGAGCAAACAGUGCGAAAUUUGACGAAUUCAUGAAGACAACCGAUUUAGCUGCAUUGAUGAAAAGCGAAAAAACUCCCAGUCCCGGAAAUCGAGCCAAUAAAGUAUCCGGACAGCCAACCACGGUGGAGAAUCGGUCUGACGAAGGCAAGACUAAAAGUAAGAAAAAAGUUGGCGGAUCUGUGGAAAAUACGAACACGAGCAAACCUGCUGGAGGUUUUGGGCGAGAAAAACCGCAAGAAAAUGUGCAGCUGGGACAGACAAACCAGCCCAGUGAACGUUGGCAGGUGAUUGGACUCCGUACGACCGGUGACACAGCAAGGGCCGCUGGUCCAAAACCCAGUGGCGAUCAGGACGGUCUGAACGGGGUGGAGUCCGGUGCUCAUGCUUCAUCGCCUACUUCAGAAGUAGAUUGGCAUGUGGUUGAUUCAAACAAUAGCACCGGUAUUCGGUCGGUUCAACCCGGUCAGUUUGAGUUUCACAAUGAUUCGAUCCGCUCGGACCGUGCACGCCAACAACACAAUCAAUUUAAUGCAGAAGAGGCAGAUAAGGUCGAUUCGCCGGGUGAACCUAGUGAUCUUGGUGAUCCGGCAGAAUCGGAAGAUCUACAGGGUCCCUCAUCUCCAGAAGACGGAAUUUCGCCGGAAUCACAACCGAUGGAAGAACAGAUUGCCGAGGCCACACAAGUCGAGAAAACCAAGAUGUACAAGAAGCGUCUUGAAAAGGAACGACGCUGGAGGACACGGCACACGGAUGUUAUCACUCUUGAACGACUGAAAGAUCGUUCGAAACAAAGACAAAUCUCGUCCGGAUUAGAUGACAGUUGCAACGAGGUCAGUUCGGAAAGCGAGAGCGGAGAGGAGGACGAUGUGCCGGAACGUCGAACAGAUGCCAGCUCGGAUUUACCGUCAGAGUAUUGGCAAAUUGGAAAGAUGGUCAAGUAUUUAAAAGAUAUGCCGUUGAAAACAGAAGUAUGCCAACUGGCUGUACGAGAUGUGGGUGGUAUUGAUGUGUUAAUCAAUCUUCUAGAAACAGAUGAGGUUCGGUGCAAGGUGAGUUUGAGCUGCACCCUGAUGCCGACCUUCACGAGUUGUUGA